Molecule: messenger RNA, 348 nt
Organism: Saccharomycopsis crataegensis
Lineage: Eukaryota; Fungi; Ascomycota; Saccharomycetes; Ascoideales; Saccharomycopsidaceae
Exons: 1
Coding region: 1-348 (115 amino acids)
Source: RefSeq, a predicted model, not a curated record
AUGGAAAUCCUAGGCGAGUUACAAAUAGAACUGCUUCCAAAUGUAUUCAAGAAUAUUGAAAAAGUGGAACUACGGAACUUGAUUGCGGAUGAACAUCUGCCACAGUUAUUAUAUUAUAUUGUUUCCGCAUUAUUUCAAAGAAUUUUCGUUCUUGGGGGUACUAUUGAUACUUUUCCCACUGAAUGGAAGCUCCCAAAUUUGGAACUGUUGAUAAUUUAUGACAGCUCAAGAAUAGUGAUUGUGACUGCUUCCAGCAUUAACUCAUUAAAUUUCCCGAAAAUAGAAAGAUUUGAAAUAUCGGAAGAAAUUGUUCUGGAUUUUUUGAGUCACAUGGAUUCAGAGAAUUGA